Molecule: messenger RNA, 1715 nt
Organism: Hydra vulgaris (swiftwater hydra)
Lineage: Eukaryota; Metazoa; Cnidaria; Hydrozoa; Anthoathecata; Hydridae
Source: RefSeq, a predicted model, not a curated record
UAUAUAUUAGGGAUGUCCACAUAUACAUGGAGGAAAAAAAAUUUCUUCCGAUUUUAGUGCACAUAGGCUCAUUUUGUUCGUUUUUCAAUAUUUAGUCAUGUUUCCAAAAAGAUCCCUAAUCAAUUAAUAUUUAGGGGUUGCUCAAUGGCCCCAAAGGUUUUUCAAUAUGCAUCAGCAUUGGGUUACCCGCGAGUCCGCGAUAAAAUUGUAACAACAGAAAAUAAUCUGUCCAUUUGACCAAUCUUUAUGAUAAGGUUACUGACUGUAAAGCACCAUUGCAUUUGCAUUACUUAUUUAUUUAGUGUUUUUAGAAUUUAGAUAUUCUAUGAUGAUGUCAUUGUCAAUGUAGCAAAUGAGAAUUAUUUCAGCAAACUUGUGAAUUUAUACAGAAUUUAUUUAAUACAUUGAUGUAAACUCUCAAUAAAGACUGUUGCUGAAAAUGGCUGCAAAGUCAAACGCUGUACCACUGACACGCACUCGAACUGCUGUUUGGCUGAUUGGUCAACCUGAAAAGGACCUACCGAGUAAUGUCCUUCCGACAACGGGCGAUGUUCUUCGUACAUUUUUCCAUUACCACAAAACAAUAAAACAGACAGUAUCUGCCAGUGCAAAGUCAACCUCAUCUGAUUUGGUAAAAAUUUGGAGCAAGGCACGGAUACCAAUGACCUAUCAACCACAUAUCGUGUCAAAGGUGAAGGUAUGCUUUGAUGAAUACAGUUUGAUCAAGAAGAAUAAAGGAAGAGAAAGUGAAUCACAGCUAGCUAGAGAAAAAGCAUUUAAAGACAAACUGAAUCUACUCUUUGAUAUUGCUCACAAAGAUACAGGUACAUUAAUCAAAAUCGAUGAAGACAAGCUGUUUUUGGAGGAUCAGCGGAAUGCUCGCAUGAUGAAGAUGAGUGGAGAAGAUGUAAGAUUAUCACAACAAGAAGAGCGAGCAGCACAGCGUCGACAGGCUGAAGCUGAAAGGAAACAGCGUGAGGAAGAAAGGAGAGAUGCAAGUGCCAGAAGCAGCCAUCACAAUCAUGGUCUUGAAAGCGACAGUGACGGAGCAGAAGAGGAGGAUAUUGAAGAUGAUGAUUACGAAAUAGAGAUACCAGUAUAUCACAAGAAGCAGCUAUGUGAGGUAGUGGAUGCUGGACAUGAAUGGACUACAGUUAACAAAAGACCACGCAUUUUGGAGAACAUUCUGUCGUCACCAGAUGUUUCAUCAACACUUGAUCGCAUAAAUUUAUCUGACCAGAAGUUUACAAUUUUGGCAGCAGCAAUUGCUAAAGCCAGUGGACAGGACCUACAAAGCACGCCAUUGUCAAGAUCAACAGUACGAAGAUUAUGAAGUAAUCAAAGAUUAUGAAGUAAUCAUACAAUCAGUAUGAAGAUUUUCCUGUUCAGGAAUGAAUUCAAACUGACUUCAACUGAGGUGAAAAACCUGUCUGAAUUUUGCAUUUUUGCAGCUCACAUUUAUGUACCAGCUUGGAUUGCUUGUCCAGUGGCAAGUGAUGCACCAUUGAAUGAUUUGAUGCUGUUUCAGAGAAUAAAAAGAUAUGCUGAGGUACACAAGAUUGUUUCACAAGCAGCUUUGAAGAAAUUGCAGAAUCACAUGUGGUAUCUUGGAACAGAAAUGGUUCCUCUUUCACUGUUCUCCAGCAAAGUAUCUGAUGAAGAAAAGAAGUUGAUUGCGGAAGCCAUGAUCCUCAGUGGAGAUGAUUGGAGUGUCA